This is a messenger RNA of Phalacrocorax carbo (great cormorant), 5380 nucleotides long. The record is from RefSeq and is a predicted model, not a curated record. NCBI's taxonomy places the organism in Eukaryota, Metazoa, Chordata, Aves, Suliformes, Phalacrocoracidae.
GGGCCGCGGAUCCCAGCAGCCGGGGGGGGCCCGGGGGACUGACCCCCCCCGGGGGCUGCUCCGGAGGGGCGCCCCAGGGAGGUGCCGCGGGUGCUCCGGGGGUGCGCUGGUGGAUGCUGUGGGGGCGCCUCCAAGGGUGGCUCCGGGCCGUGCUGGAGGAUGCUCAGGGGGAUGCUUUGAAAGUGCACAGGGGCGCUCCGUAGUGUGCUCCGGGGGUGCUCAGGGGUUCCCGGGAGCACUGUGAAGGGUGCUCCUGGGGGUGCUCCUGGGGUGCUCAGGGGUGCCUGGCCCCUCGAGCGGCUGCCUCGGGGCAGCAACAGUCCUGCACCACCCGGGACGGGAGCUUUUCCAGCGCACCUCUGGUGUGGGACGGAGGCACGGAGCGUGGCUGGGAAGUGGGGAGAGGUCAGGAAGGCUCCGAGCACCGACAGGACCCCCGGAUGUCACCGUGUGAGGGCUGGGAAGGGCCCCCAGGCCCCUGGCAAUGUGGCGGAAGUCAACAGGAUCCCAGAGCAGCCAGAGUUGCAUUUAGCCUCAAAGCCCAACUGUAAAACCCUCCCCAGCUGUGAAGAUGUGGUUCAGACAAGCCCCAGCCCAGCCUCCCCAGCCGAGCACGGUCGCCGGCGCCUGCCUCCAGCCUCUCUCCGUUUCCUUGCCGGCUUUCCAGCCAUCCGGACACAGAAACUCUUGGCGCCGGUGAAGCGACUCAUCUGCUCUAGCUUGUCAGAAGAUGUUUAACUGACAGCCCAAUUAGACAACACCAUGGAGAAGACAGAUGCAAACGGCCAGCUACCCAAACCAGACGGGGAGAGGGAGCAGCCCCGCAGCCUCCCCUACUCCGUGGAGACACCAUAUGGCUUUCACUUGGACCUGGACUUCCUUAAGUACGUGGACGACAUUGAGAAAGGGAACACCAUCAGAAGGGUUCACAUCCAUCGGAAAGCCAAGCAGCCGAAAUUCAGCACCCUGCCCCGAAACUUCAGCCUGCCUGAAAACGGCUCCCAUGGAUGCACGUCUGCUCCCAGCAAGAGCUGGACAGCAACCUGCUCCUUCCCCCAGCGAAAGGCAUCCCUCGGGAUGGAAGAGAUGCCCUGUUCCCUCCUGCCCAGUGAGCUGACCCUUCCCAUGGCUGAUGAGCCGAGUUACCGGAGAAAAGCCCUUUUGGCGGAGACGCGGCGGCAGGUGGAGCUGGGGCGGCAGGAGGGUGAGCUCCGUGGGCGGCCGCAGCUACUGCGAGCCUCCAGCAUGCCCGCUGCACUGCCACCCGGCCAGGCCCUGCCGGGGGACGGGAGGGUGCCCUCACCCCUCUGGCCACCUCCGCAGCUCUGCCAUGACCAGAACAGCUCUGAAAGCACAUUUCAUCCCACGUCAUGUUCACCUGGCUCUGACGGCAUCAUGUUAAAUCUCCCCCGGAAGAUGGUCUUGGAGCAAGAUGCCUCCAUGGGGCAGAAGGAGCAUCUGGGUGGAGGCAGCCCAGGGCUGGUGCAGGUGCAGCCCCCAUGGCAGAGCCAGCAUCCUGCAGCACCACAGCUGCAGGUUGUGAUGGAGAGCGGAGGCGAGGAGGGCAAUGCUGCUGACGCUGGCACCCUCCAGCUUGCAGAGGAGAACAUGAACCCUGGGGAAGGGGAGUUAAGUGUAAGUGCAAUUUCUCCAAACGUGCUGAAGAAAGCUGAGGAGGGGAGUGUCCAGGCUAUAAAGAAUAAGGAAAGCUGUGGUCCUCAGCCUUGUGAUGCAGGAGAGCCUGUCGGGGUCGCCGCACUGAAGCAGCAGAUUGCUGCUCUGGAGGAGCAGCUGAGCAAGAAGAAAGAAGAGCUUGAGCAGAUCAGGGCAGUGCUGGAGCAGCAGGAUCAUGAGAUCAAGGAGAAGGAGAAAUGCAUUAAGUUACUAGCUAGCUCCAAAGCUCAGCUGGAAGAGAAGCUGUGCCGGGAAAACACCAAAAAGGCCAAGCCACCAUCCAGGCAGAGUGGGGGGGCUUUGCAGUGCUAUGAUGCAGCAGUGAACACUGACCUCUCGCAGGUAACUGGGGCCAAGCAAGCCCAUGAUAAAGGCAUCAAUGUAAAUAUCCUAGUCUCCACCAAAUCCAUAGGAUGCAGCAUCCGCAGAGCAGACAACAUGAACACACAGGCAACGGAGCGGGGUGCUUGGAGAGAUCAGGGACUGGCAGACACUUGUACUGGUGUCAGUGGAGAGGGACCUGGACUUUUGGGUGAAGCUGACAUUGAGGCUGACCUUCACGCACCAUGUUUCACCCAGUUGAAGAUUGAUGAGCAACUCAGCGAUGACAAUCAAAAUCACAGGAAUAACUGUGAUACCCAGAGUCUCUCUGCUCACACAGUGACUGCAGAAAGCUGUCGAAGAACAAGAAUUGGCUCAAACAGAGAAAAGAAGUCAGGCUUUGGUGAAGAUAAACCUCGAGAUGGGCUCGAAGAGGAAGGUCCACCUGACCACAAGGAGCUCCCUGCUGUUGACCCCAUCGGCCAAUACGUAAAAAAAAUCCAGGAGCUUUUGCAGGAGCAGUGGCUGUGUUUGGAGCAUGGCUACCCUGAGUUAGCAAGCGCUAUUAAACAGCCGGCUUCCAAGCUCAGCUCCAUUCAGAACCAAAUAGUUAAUUCCUUAAACUCAUUGCUCUCUGCCUACUCUACGCAAGGGCCCACAGAUAAGGAGAAUUCGAACACACACUAUCAACAGUUGGAAAUCUCUCCAACCACAAGUCUUAAAUCUAUCAUGAAAAAGAAAGGUUAUGGUUUCCAUGCAGGAGGCAAUGGGACCAAAAAGAAUCUUCAGUUUGUUGGGGUAAAUGGUGGCUAUGAAACGACUUCAAGCGAAGACAGCCCAUCAGACGAGGACACAGAGAGUGAGAUGGGGAGAAGAGCUGAUGAUUUGGAGCCCGCACAGGCAAAAGCUAGUAGUGAAGGUGAGGGGGCUCCUUUGGGGACCUCCUCGCAGGAGAGCCGUGAGGACGACGACCUGCAGGAGCCAUCAGCAGAAGCAGUGCCUUGCAUUCAGCACCAGGCUGACAGAUGCAAACCGUCUGAAGACUUCCUUGCCGACUGCCAGCUACUCAGCAAGCACCUCUCAGAAAUCAGGACCACAAGUGACAAGCAUCUGCGGCAUGUCCUGAGCACUGUCUGCCAGGAGUGGUUCCGGGUGUCAAGCCGCAAGUCUUCCAGCCCAGAGGUGGUUGCAGCAUAUCUCAAGGCACUGGGGUCCAUCCAGCCCCAGCUCUUGGCAAUGGUGGUGAACCUGGCUGACAGGAAUGGCAACACAGCCCUUCACUACAGUGUUUCUCACUCCAACUUCCCAAUUGCAAAGCUCCUGCUAGACACAGGCCUGUGCCGCCUGGACCUGCAGAACCGCGCUGGCUACACAGCAGUGAUGCUCACCCCGCUGGCAGCUGCCGAGACAGGCGAGGACAUGGACGUGGUGAUGAAGCUGCUGAAGGAGGGGGAUGUCAACCUGCGAGCUGCCCAGGGAGGCCAGACCGCCCUAAUGCUGGGGGUCAGCCACGAGCGGGAUGACAUGGUGCGAGCCCUCCUCUCCUGCCAGGCCGAUGUCAACCUGCAGGAUGAGGAGGGGAUGACGGCCCUGAUGGUGGCCUGCCAGCAGGGCAACACCGACAUCGUCAGGCUCCUCUUGGCCCAGCCCACAUGCCAGGUCACACUGACAGACAAGGGCGGUAACUCGGCCCUGUCACUGGCCCAGCGCGCUGCUCACGAGGACAUCGCAGCCCUCCUGCGAGCCCAUGCUGAGCAGGGCCCGUCCCUCUCUGCGUGACCAAGUGGGAACAAGAAACCAGGAUGGGGAGUGGGAAACAAACAGUCCCUUCUUGUAACAGCCCCGCUGCUCACCUCGGCAGCUGGGGCUAUCAUCGUGGAUUUCCAUACAUACAGGGGAUGAACCCGGUCAAUUAUCUGCAUACAUUCCCCAUGAUGAAUUCUCCUUAUUAAGCCUGCUUACACCCAUCCAAUAUAUGCACAUUGCCACAAAUUACUCCAAGCUCUCCUAUACGCUCCUCCUGGUAUAGAUUUGGCAGGUGAGCGACCAAAACAAAGGAGAAAAGCACAUUAGAAAAGCAAUACUUAGCCUUUUGUAACCUUACAUUAUGGUUGUCCUUUUAAUCGACUACUUAACUGUAUCUCAUUUAACUUGUAACUUUGUGUCCUAAUAUUUAUUAUUAGCUCUUCUGUACUAGUGGCAGGCAGUGAUUAUUCAGUGUAUGUAACAGCAAACACAAGCUGGAUGGAUUAUGUAAAGUAUAAAAUCCUAUUUAUGUUUGCUUAUGUGGGUCUGAUAUAAGAAUUAAAAAUUAAUGCUCUAGCAAAAUAUUUGAGUAUACCAGACCCAAACACACAGACACUGUUUUGCCUGUAUUUGGAAUUACCAUAUGGCGCCUAUUUUUUUUCUAAUUAUGGUUGAGCUAAUGGGGAAGCAUAGCCCAUUGACAUGCACCGUGCAUCAGCACACGUGUUGCUCAGGCACAGCAGGGAGGAUCAGGUUGUCCUGAGCACAGCAUGAGAAGAUCACAACAGAUUCCUGUCCCGGGAUGCAUUAAUGUUGUCCAAGGGUUUCGUCGAGGGGAUUUGCUGACAGAUGCCUUUUGGGGAAAAGUCUGCUCUCUGCUUUCCCUUGUGCUCAAUGUUGAGAUGCCCAAGCUACUGCCGUGUAAAGCCAUGGCGUGAUUUAGCUGCCGGAGUCAGCCAGUGCCAGGGCCUCCCCUGACAUGGGGCACACACUGUGGGGGACCCACAGACCAGCAUCACCUUAAAUAAUACAUAGGACAGUUUGGUUUUUUUUUUUCUUAAAUCCCUCUGCUGCUGACAAAGAGAGGAGGGCUCGGGCCCUACUUUUCCAAACAUCUUUACACUGUCAUUAUGUUGCUACAUACUGGGAAAUUCCAUUUCAUGAGGCUGUGCUGCAUCUCUGUAGCCUUUGGUGGACCUGGAUGCCAUCACCAGUUGAGCUGGUGCGUAGUACAUGUCCAUAAACCCAGAUCUACUUGCCAUUGCUAAAAGCAAAUCUCCCUAGUUAAUUACUUUUCUUUUUUUUGUUACUAAGCGCAAGUUAAUCUUGGACUACUUUGAGUGCUUGUUCACAUCAUGAACUGCCUUUUCCCCUUCCCUCUUACUCGCAAUAUGUGUCAAGGCCAUUUCUGAGGCCCAGUCCUUAUGCCAGUAAUGCUCCCAUUACCUUGCCUUGCAGGGAGGGGAAGACUGACCUUGCCACCUUAUUUCCACUGAAAUUUGCCAUCUACUCCAUUUCUUUCCUUUCUUCAUGGUUUCAGUCAUAAACAUUCCUCAUCGCAAAUGUCUAUCUGCUUUUUUUUUAAACUCAAAAUUCAGUUAUCUCCUUUAUGUAUAAAUAAACUUGAGUUAAGCCUUUA